Messenger RNA from Funneliformis mosseae, 133 nucleotides. The record is from the annotation of a GenBank genome assembly. NCBI's taxonomy places the organism in Eukaryota, Fungi, Glomeromycota, Glomeromycetes, Glomerales, Glomeraceae.
AUGGGUCAAGAAUUAAACCCAGAACAUUACAAGGCGACUUGUUACCAUUGUAAUAAAGUUUGGACAAGAGGAAAACCUAGUGUCUUAAAAGCUCAUCUCGCAAAUGAGUGUUUAAGUACACCUAAAGAUAUUA